CACUACCAGCAGCAGCGCCGCCACCUCCAACCCACCAACACCAUUUGUCGCGCGUUGCACGCACGGCACUUGCGUUGCGUUCUAACGCCGCUGACCUCCCCCCCCCCACCACCUACCCAACCACCCACCCCACCCAGACCGUCAUUACGGCGCUCGCUCCAUCGCGGACAGAUUGCGUCACCAAAACACGGACGGAGCAGGGUUAGACAGGGAGGAAGGGAGAGGGAGAGAGGGAGGGAGAGAGGGAGGGAGGGGAGAGGAGACGGCACUGUUAGAGUCAAAGAAGAAGGUGGGAGGCGGUGUGUGUGGUGUGGUGUGUGUGUGGGGGGGGGGGGACUUCCUCGGAGUAAUUGCGAAGAGGAUCGAGCAGAAGCAGAGAGACGAGGAGGAGAAAGAGGCCGUCUCUCUGUCUCUCUCUCUCUGUCUCUCGCUCUCUCGCUCUCUCUGUCUCUUUCUAAAAUCUCGCGCGCACGCCGAGAAGCGUCGCGCAAUCCAAGUUUUUUUGCGCGCGCGAUUCAUUUCGAGACUACAUCGCUCCCCUCCUCCUCCACCUCCUCCUCCACCUCCUCCUUCCUUCCUUCCCUCCCUGCCUCCCUCCCCCUACGCUCCCAUGGCUGUCCCCGCUCCCCUCGUGCCUCCCUCGUCCGUCAUGCACUCUGCGAGCGCUCCCGUGCCCGGGGUCAUGUAUCGUCAGGAGGGCAAGAGCGACCAGCCUUUCGGACCCCCAUCCCCGGGAGAGCCGCCGGCCAGCGGCGGCGGUGGCGGCGGCGGCGGCGGCGGAGGUCUCGGCUCUCAGCGCAGGCCCGAACACAACAAGGGCUACCCGGUCUCUCCUCCCGUCGAGAACUUGGCCCUCAGAGAUCUCUACUGGUCCGAGUCGAAGACCCCGUCCUCGACGCCGUCCCCCUCGGAGUCCGCGUCACCCGGAGGAGUCGCGUUUCUGCCCGACACCAAACCGCCCGUCUUCUCCGGCUCACCCAACGCGGAGUGUCCGUCUCAAGGUGGUGGUGGUGGCGGCGGAGUCGGUGGUGGCGUUUACAUGCCCGACAGCAAACCCGUCUACCUGAUGACCGAAGGCGCAUCCAUGAGUGUCGGCACCGCGGGGGGCGCGCCGCUCUUCCGCUCCGCGGGGGUUCCCGGCGGCUCGGAGCACAAAUCGCCCUUCUCGUCGCACGGCUCCGGCUCCUCGGACGGCUCCCCCGCAUCGCUGCUCAGCGGCCUUUAUCUGGCACAAGAGCAGCACAAGUCCGCCUACGCGCCCAGCAGCCCGCCCGCGUCUCUACCGCAACAACAGAGCCUCCAGCAGCAGCAGCAACCGCAGUCUCAACCGCAGCAGCAACCACCGCAACCGCAAUCAGCGCCUCCUCCUCCUCCUCCACCUCCCGAUGGCUCAGCGCCAAUGCCGCCACACCACCACCACCACCACGGCGGCAGCGGCGGCGGCGGCGGCGGCGUUGGCAUCGGGAGCGGUCCCUCGCCACUCUCGUCCCGGGGCGUGUACCGGGUCGAGCCGGGGACUAAAUCCAUGUUCCCCGCGUCACCCGCGGGCGACAUCAAGCAGUGUUCGCUCGAAGCUCAGUUCGCCGCAGCAGCAGCAGCAGCCGCAGCCGCUGCCGCAGCUGCCGGCGGUGGUGGUGGUGGAGUCGCUUGCGUGAGCGGCGCGGGUGGCGACAAGAAGGUUGUGUACUGCACUCCGCCGCCGGUGGAGAACACGCCGGCUCACAACGAGUGUCGGCUCGUCGAACUCCACGGCGCCAAGGUGGCGUCGUUCACCGUGCACGGCCAAGAGCUCAUCUGCCUGCCGCAGGCGUUCGACCUCUUCCUCAAGCCCCUCGUCGGCGGCCUCCACACGGUCUACACGAAGCUCAAGCGCCUGCACAUUGUGCCCGUGGUGUGCAACGUAGAGCAGGUGCGCGUGCUGCGUGGCAUGGGAGCCAUCCAGCCCGGCGUGAACCGCUGCAAGCUCAUCUCGCGCCACGACUUCGAGACGCUCUACACGGACUGCACGAACACGAGCUCCAGGCCGGGCCGGCCCCCGAAGCGAGCACACGGACUACUGUCUCCCGACAGCAUGAUGCCCCACGGCCUCCUCUCCCCGGGCGUGCUCUCUCCUCCAGGCCUGGGUCCCACGGGGGGCGUGAGCUCUGGCGCCGCCUUCCCGGAGAGUCUGAAGAUGAAAAAGCUGAAGCUGGAGGCGGUGAAUGGCGUCCAUGGCAAUGGUAACCCGGGCAACAAGGAGGGCGACGCCACCGAGAUGUGCUCCGCAUCGGCCGGUGGAGGAGAGGGGCUGUGGGACAGGGGGAAGCACCAUUCCCCCAAGACCCCCCUGACCCCCCCGGGGAUGAGCGCCCAGCCCCUGUCGGCGACGCACGGCCCCCCCACCUCACACCCCCUCACCCAGCUCCAGCAGAGCUCCCUCUUCUCCAACGGGGCUCAGCUACCACUGUGGGUGUCGUGGCUAUCUGGACACUCCCAAAAUGUUCUAGGCCUGGAGCACAUGGGCAGCGCGCUCCCCUUCAUGAUGAUGUCGCACCCGCUCCUCCCCGUCUCGCUGCCGCACGCCGCCUCCGUCACCAUGGCGAUGGGUCACAUGACCCACCUCGGUGGCGGUGGCAACGCCAGCAACAUGGCCGCCGGGGCCGGCGAGGCUCAGCCCGGACACCCGCUCAGGCUCGACGCGGGCCUCAAGGAGAGGAGUGAGGAGAGGGACAGCUCCCCCGAGCCGUCCCCCAUGCGGAGGCAGCGAUCCGAGGAGCCCCCGUCCCCACGCCACUGCUCCCCGCCAGCGCUCGCACACGGAUCCAUCGAGCGACUCGGUGUGCCCUUGCACGGGUGUGCGUUGGUGCGUGCGUGCGUGGCAGGAGGCGUGCACCAGAAUGGACUGUGCGUGGGGCCUGUGCCACUCCCCGCCAUGGCCCCACGGCCCAGCGGCCAUGCCCGUGACGACGCCAAACACGACGGCAACGACAGGGGCCUCGCCGAGCAGAAUGGAAUGGCAGUGGGGAUGCUGGCCGGCGCGGCGGGGGAUAAACAGCACAGCCUUGCCAGCCUCGCUCAACUCCACGCAGACUUCCCAGCCGCUGCCUUCCUCUUCCCAGAUGGGCUGUCCUCCACCGAGACCCUGCUCACCAACAUCCAGGGCCUGCUGAAGGUGGCGGCCGACUCAGCGCGGGCGCAAGACAAGCAGGCGCAGCUGGAGAAGUCGGAGCUGCGCAUGGAGAUUCUGCGGGAGCGCGAGGUGCGCGAGGCCCUGGAGAGGGAGCUCGCGACCGAGCAGCGCAACCGCGAACUCGUGCAGAAGCGUCUGAAGAAGGAGAAGAAGGCCAAGAGGAAGCUGCAGGAGGCGCUGGAGUUUGAGGGCAAGCGGCGGGAGCAGGCCGAGCACGCGCUGACGCAGGCCACCAACCCCGACGGCCUGCGUGGCCUCGGAGAGCCACUGAGCCCCAUGAUGGAGGGAGAGAGAAGCGGACAGGGGGAGAACGAGAGAGUGGCUCAACAAGAUUCGAGGAUGUACUUCAAAAACCCGGGACUCUACUGAACCGGGCGUCAAGGUGGCAACGAAUUGGGUUGAGGGGGUUGUGGGGAGAGGGGGGUUGGGGGGGGAGGGCAGGGUUGGGGCGGGGGGUGGAUGGCGUUUGGACUAAAACGAGCGGACGAACGGAGGAGUUGUCAAGGGUCACGCGGCCAAGUGGUCAGUGGUGAUCACAGCCCAGGGGGCCGUGUGGGGGUGAGGUGGGGCGGGGGUGGGGGGGAAAGGGCAUGUCCGGGGGUCGAGCCCCCCGUGAACCCAGGGGGUCCCGAAGCUGCCCCGAUUCUUCCCGAGCGAUUUCCUGUUUGUGCCCCGGCGUGCGGGGGGAUCCGUGCUUCAUGCCCGUUGCUGCGGCUGCCCCCGCGUGCGUUUGCGUUGCCGAGCGGCCACCGGACGUCCGACGGUUCACUCCACGUGCCGGGAGCUUCCUCCUUCUCGUCCUCCUCGUGCUGCUCUUCUUCUUCUUCUGCAGCUGAAUUCUCCAGGAACCCGAAAACACAUCGGGAGCUGCUCGAGAGUGGCUCGUUAAAUAAAGAGGGAGGGGGGGGGGUGCUGGCUGAGAAUUUGUUGACACCGAAGGCCGUUGUCUGCGGAAGUGAGAAUCUGCAUGUCCCUUCUUCUUUACUUGUGGUUGCUGAACAUGAACGUGUGUUUGGGGCAUGGGGGGGGGGCCCUAGGAUGCUGCAGCAGCUGGCGGUUUUUUUGAGGGGGGGCGUGGGGAGGUCAGGGUUAUGAUCCAUCCCUCCCCCCCCCCACUUGGAUAUUGAUUGUGGUUGUAAAAUGUAAAAUAUAAAACGGAGUGUGCCCCUUCCCUAC
Petromyzon marinus (sea lamprey) is the source of this 4345-nucleotide messenger RNA. It is a transcript of the gene DACH1, whose product is annotated as dachshund family transcription factor 1. Gene Ontology annotation, molecular function: RNA polymerase II cis-regulatory region sequence-specific DNA binding; DNA-binding transcription factor activity, RNA polymerase II-specific. NCBI's taxonomy places the organism in Eukaryota, Metazoa, Chordata, Hyperoartia, Petromyzontiformes, Petromyzontidae. Gene Ontology annotation, biological process: regulation of transcription by RNA polymerase II. Gene Ontology annotation, cellular component: transcription regulator complex; nucleus. The record is from RefSeq and is a predicted model, not a curated record.